Molecule: messenger RNA, 1344 nt
Organism: Tetranychus urticae (two-spotted spider mite)
Lineage: Eukaryota; Metazoa; Arthropoda; Arachnida; Trombidiformes; Tetranychidae
Gene: NiPp1
Product: nuclear inhibitor of protein phosphatase 1
Molecular function (GO): protein binding
Source: RefSeq, a predicted model, not a curated record
GCUUAUUGAUUUUGGUAAAAAAUUCAAUUUUGGCGCUUUCUCGAUCUCUUGCAUACAAGCUGGAUUUGUUUACCAUUUGCACGGCUCAUAAGUCACUUGUGGUUUAAACUCUGUUUAAGUAUAUUAUGGUUUAGUUUUUUGGCUCGUUUUUUCAAGAAAUGUCAACACCGACAGAAUCGAUUCCUACUUCAUCACAUUAUCAAGUUCCUAAUUGGGCUGGAAUACCUCCAUCAGGGUUCCACUUAGAUGUUUAUAAAGAAGGCAAAUUGUUUCAGAAAAUCAUGAUCGAUGAGAAAAAAUGCUAUCAUUUUGGACGAAACCCGACUCUGAAUGAUAUUUGUAUUGAUCACCAAUCUUGUUCGAGGAUCCAUGCUGCUUUGGUUUAUCAUAAACAUCUCAGUAGAGCUUUUUUAGUAGAUCUUGGCAGCACGCAUGGAUCUUUUAUCGGCAAUGUUCGUCUUGAAGCUCAUAAACCAACUCAAUUACCUGUAAACAGUACAUUUCAUUUUGGAGCAUCUACUCGAUAUUAUUAUCUUCGCGAAAAACCAAACGCUAGCAAUAUAUCUAACUCUGAUGGUGAUGCAAAUUCAGAAAAUGUCGACUAUGGACAUCUCAACUUGCCUGAUUCGGAACUAGAACUAGAUAACUUGACUGAAUUCAACACUGUUCAUAAUAAGCGUAUAAGCAUGAUGGGAAUAAAAGAAAGUGACAAAGUUCGGGCUGGCCCUCGUACAAUAUUAGUAAGAUUUAAAGAAGAAGAAGAAAUAAUAAACCCAGAAGAUAUUGAUCCAAGUGUUGGAAAAUUUCGAAAUUUAGUCCAAACAACGGUUAUUCCCAGAAAGAAGAUGAAACUAGACUCAUCAUUGGGAUUGAAUCAGAAUGAAGUUAAAUCAUCUCAUAUCUUGAAACCUCAAAUCGACUCAACAUCUCAUCAUUCAUCUGCUUUAAAUCCAAUUUUUUCAACUUCACUUUCCCUCAAACUUGGUAUACCAUUACCAAAUUCAGCCCCUGAUGUGGAUCUUGAAACGAGUCCCGAAAAAAUUCCUGAGCUCCCAGCAAAACAGCUAACUGCUGUUGAACCGAUCGAAAGUAUCGGUGGAAUGGGUCUUCCUAAGAAGAAGAAAUAUGCCAAAGAAGCGUGGCCUGGACGUAGACCCCCUCUUCUUUAAUAGUAACCUAUGAUCUUACCAAUUCGGUUAAUGUUAGGUAAUUGUAAAAUCUGCUAAAUUAUAUCCCAUGUCAAAAUUACCCAACUUUGCCUCAUUAAACUGAUUUUCAUUGUAAACUGCUUCAUUGCUGAUAAAUUAUAGUUUAAUAACAAUUUUUAAACUUCACUUUCAUCUA